UCGAUCACGGGCGAUCACGGCAUAUUACCAACCCGUGCUUACACAGAAGGGUUAGAAAGCUCAAAUAUCGCGAGAUCAGGUGCGAGUUCAAGUUUUCUGGGGGCAUAAUAUGGCCUUGUGAAAUCGAGAAACGAGAUGACUGUACACGACUGCCGUAUUCAGGAUAUCCACCAGCGCCCCGACAAAAACUACCACCACAGCCCAAGAAAAUGGAUGUCAAUCUGUACACGGCUACGAAGGACAACCUUACUUUUCCAGCUUUCAAUAUUUCCGCGACCCUCGACUUGAUGACAGGUUCAUCGUAUAUAUCUGGAUUGCAGUUUAUCAUACGCGGUUUGACAAAUCAUCAUGAGUUUAAUUUCGACUAUUUCAGUCGUGAGAUUUGUCACAAUUAUAAUCUUUCUGCUGCAGACACUAGCUGGGUCGAAGGGGUUCCUUCAAAUGUCACCUAUUACAUGGACUGUUUUAAACCUUUAUCGCCGGAGUCGGAGUAUGAGAUUGAAGUCAUCGUUGUACCAAUCGCAAAAGAUUACAAAAAAAAUGCAGUGAAAACGAUCAGGACGCCAUCUUGCAGUAAACAUCCCGAAUUCUCAGAGUGCUCCUUGACUGAAAAACGUAAGUUGAUUGCCCUCGCCGGUGAUUCACUGCGACGUGAUCUACCGAAUAUAACCCAUAAUCUGUCACCAUUGCAUUUCCAUGGCGACGAGUUGGUUGUUGUCACGGAUGUAUUUCGUCUCAUUAAACCGGGGAUCUACAUUUUAAAGAUCUUACCGAUGCCAGACGAUCAAACUAUUACUACUACCGUUACAAGAUCACACAACUUUACAGUAAUUGGCAGUCCGUGUCACUCUGGUCCAUGUGGAAAUGGAAACUGCACUGUUGUAAAUGUUUACCAGUACAACUGCACAUGUGACGAUGGUUACAGUAAUAAAAACAGUAACGACAGUUGUUUUCGAGAUGAAUCUCAGAGUGGACGUUCAUUCAACAAUCCUACUACAGUGGUUAUCUUGGCUACCGUUGGCGCUAUCGUAGCGCUGAUCUUAGUAUUGGCCAUAUGCCGCUUCCGAAAGCACCAUGGCAGCACUUCUACUUCAAUGCGGCCACCAGACGGUACGGAAAUCGAAAGGUUGAUAACACCGACUAAUGAACGUGUGCUUGUAAUUUAUCCAAAUGACAGCGACAAGUACGUCUGUCUUGUUGAACUCAUGUGUCGCUUCUUACGCCUAUACGGGUUGGACGUGAGAUUAAAUACCUGGGAACAGUCCCACAUUAAGGUCAAUGGCCUCGAACAGUGGCUAAACGACGAAUUUGACAAAGCAAAUACAAUUCUGCUCUUCAUCACUGCGGGAUUUCGACAAAAAUGGGCAAAAGAAUUAGAUCCCGCGCAGACGAAACAUCGCUUUUUUUGCUAUGCUAAACAGCACAUUCUAAGAGACAUUGAGCAAGGUGUAACAUGUCCACGGAAGGGGAAAUAUGUGUGUGCGUAUUUCCCCUUUUCAAACGAGUACGAAAUUCCGAAUGAAUUGCGAUCUUUUGGGGAACCCGGUGUUUAUAAACUACCGGAGAAAUUUGAAGAUUUAUAUAUGGAGUUACUAGGUCAAGUCAAACUACUCCAGCAGCUGAUUUCAGUAUUCCGGAAAUUAAAGAUAAAUUACAGGACACGCUUUUGGGAAAGGAGUUACUGCAAGCCAUAG
Molecule: messenger RNA, 1694 nt
Organism: Saccoglossus kowalevskii
Lineage: Eukaryota; Metazoa; Hemichordata; Enteropneusta; Harrimaniidae
Molecular function (GO): interleukin-17 receptor activity
Source: RefSeq, a predicted model, not a curated record